AUGGACACAAGGAAGACAAUCACUGAGAUACCCGUGGGAGCGAUUAACAUACAUUUCUGGUUUGACUGGCAAGUCAUGAGAGAAAACUAUGUAGAAAUCUACAACAAAGAUGGACGUGUAAUUCUGUCCAGCAUUCAACAAAUAAUAUGGGAUACGACAAAGAACCCAACGAAUUUCGCCGGUACGUAUUGGAUGUUUGUUUUCAAUCGUCAAGACCUGUAUGCUAGAGGACCCCUGACUGAACCAGUGAUCAUUAAGCACUACAGAUAUGGUGAUAAGAAAAAUACUGGCAUUAACUACACUUAUUCUGUCCCCAAAUCCGAUUUAAAAGUUGCGGAGAAGUAAAGUUGUAUUUGUAUU
This is a messenger RNA of Saccostrea cuccullata (small rock oyster), 360 nucleotides long. RefSeq lists its product as uncharacterized. The transcript is spliced from 5 exons. NCBI's taxonomy places the organism in Eukaryota, Metazoa, Mollusca, Bivalvia, Ostreida, Ostreidae. The record is from RefSeq and is a predicted model, not a curated record. Bases 1 to 345 code for a protein of 114 amino acids.